This is a messenger RNA of Yamadazyma jaroonii, 2088 nucleotides long. The record is from the annotation of a GenBank genome assembly. Lineage: Eukaryota; Fungi; Ascomycota; Pichiomycetes; Serinales; Debaryomycetaceae.
AUGUUUAUGAUCCUUCAGGAUGAAUCCUUUAGUAAAGGGAAGAAGAAGGGAAAUAAGAAGAAUCUAGAUGGGGGGACGAGGUACAUUUUGGGUACGAAGUUCCGUUCUAGAACUGGAUGCUUGGUUUGUCGGAAGAAAAAGAGGAAAUGUGAUGAACACCACCCAAUAUGUAAAUUUUGUGAAAUAAGAGGAUUACAUUGUUCGUACUUAGAUGAUGAAAAGUCUGAAGGCGAUGACGGCGGAAUCAAUCCAGUCAAUGAUACUAACUCAGGGAAUGAUUCGCUUAAAUCGGGGAACAGCCCCAUCAGUGGAAAUGGAGAUAAAAGGCCGGAGGGCUUUAAAUCCUUCGACGAGCCGUCUGAUAGAUCUGGCACUUCUAAAGUUCAAGAAUUUCCCACGGAAAAGAUUCCUAAUAACCCUAGCUUGUCUAUCCUAGGAUCAGUAAGUAAUGAUGAAAUAAUCAGGAAGAGACAACAACUAGAUGAUUUCCAACCCAUAGAAGAACAAGUUUACGAAGUUUAUGAUGAUACUUAUCCGCCACCAGAUCACGAAUAUCAUAAUUCCAAAACUUUAGAAGUCAGCCAUCCCAACAACCAACUAACCAUUAACAUGGUUCAUCCUCAUGAUAUGAAUAUGCAUCACAAUAUGAAUAUGAAUAUGGAAAACGUGAAUGUAAUGAAUAUGAACAAUAUGAAUAUGAUGAACAUGAACCACAUGAAUGGUAUGACCAUGAAUAAUGUAAACCUAAUGAUGAACAUGAACAAUAUAAACCCUAUGCCCAAUAUGCAUAACAUGCACAACAUGAAUAUGCAAAUCAACCAAAACCUUCCAAAUUAUGAUUACAUGUAUAAUAUACCGAGUGAACCCACCUCAUUACCAUUAUUAUAUUUAGAUUCCAAAGGCAUGGACUUCUUGGAUUAUUUCAAUCACCAAGUAUCGAAAAUACUAGCUGUUGGGCCUGAAGUAUCCAAUCAUUUUCAAAAGACUUUUUAUAAAUUAGCAAAUAAUGAUGAAAGUUUCAUGUAUGCUGUCAUAUCAUGGUCAGCUUUAUAUAGAGGUGAACAAUCAGAUGUCAACCAUUAUUUGAACAAAGCCAUUUCCAAGUUCAAUUCUCAGUAUGAUCAAAAUAAUGCAGUUAAACAAGAUUUGUCUACGAUAUAUUUCAAAUUGUGCUUUUAUACGAUUCUUUAUGCCCAAAAUAUUUGUUUGGGUGAUACGAAUAAAUGGUAUAAGAUACUUUUAGAGUGCUGUUUAUUAUUCAAAGCUAACGGAGGCUUGAAAGAAUUGAGUAGGAAAUUCAAUUAUAGUAAUGAGAUUAGAUUUAUAAUAUCUAAUAUCCAAUAUUCUGAUACUUUUGGUUCAAAAGCUCAUAAAUUCGGUCCUAUUUUUAAAAGUGAAGAAUAUGCGGAUUUGGUCAAUAAUACUCCAUUCAAGCUGAACGAAAUGAAUUAUGGAAUCGAUACUUUGCAAGGUAUUCUGCAGUCAAUUUUAACUGUUUUCUGUGAAACCAUUGAAUUGAAAGUUAAAAUAGGCAAAGUUCAUAGCAAAUUACUUGAAAUUGAAAAUCAAAAAGAAUAUUUCCAUUUCAAAGAUAAGAAUUUUCAACACAUCAAUAAAGAAAUUGAAAAUUUACAACUAAAAAUAGAAGAAUGUGUACCUCAUGCACAAUUACUUAAAUUGAUCAAUGAUAUAGAAGAUUACAAAUUGAACAAUUUAUGUUUCAAACUUUAUCAUAGAAUGACACAGCUUUAUUUCAACUUAUAUAUCAAACAAAUACCCCCUAAUAGUUUAGUUAAUCAAAUUUUGGUAAAUGAAUUAUAUGAAAUAAUCGAUAUACUUGUCAAUACGAAAUUUUGUGUCAUUGUAUGCUUUCCUUUGUUAUUGUGUGGAAUCUGCUGUAGUAACAAAUUUGAUAAAGAGAAGGUUGAAAAGAAAUUAUUAAGAGCUAAAAAUUCCACUCCUGUUCUAAAUGCCGAAAAAAUUUGGGUAGUCAUUAAAAGAUCAUGGGAGUUAAAUCCUCAUGGGAAUUUGAUCAUUGAUUGGUCAGAUAUUUGUGAAGAAUAUGGUUGGUGUUUGAAUGCUUGUUAA